AAACAUUCUGUACAAGCGGGGUGGGGGGAGGCAGCUCCUGUCGUCAUCACGCAGCGCCCAAAAGAUGAAGGACCCGUGGCGACAAAACAAUCUCCCAUCGGGGUUGGUGUGAACAUUGGACAAUAAGAGCAGAGGGAAUGCGACAUGUGACACUUCCAUCCAGUUUGGCUUGCUGUUCUCAUCCAUGUGACCAGCAGUAAUGCUUGUACAGCAUGACAGUCCUGAAACAGUUGCCAGAGGAAAACUGUUUGCAACAAAACAAAUAGCUUUGUGCCUUACAGCUGAAAGCCUGAAGUGAAAAGUGGUUCAGUGCAGAGUCUUUGAGCAUGCAUUUGCUGAUCUGUGUAUUUGUGGGAAUUAUUUUGAUGAGUCGUGGGUGCCAUGCAGAAGAGACACACUACAAAGAUUGGCUGGGGAAGCUGAAAACAAUUCGGAAUGGAAUCCAUAAAAUUGACAUGUAUCUGAAUGCUGCACUGGAUUUACUAGGUGGAGAGGACGGGCUCUGCAAAUACAAAUGCAAUGAUGGAUCCAAGCCAGUUCCUCGUUCCGCGUAUAAGCCCCCACCACCCAAUGGAUGUGGCUCCCCUAUGUUUGGAGUUCAUCUGGACGUGGGAAUCCCUUCUAUGACGAAAUGCUGCAAUCAACAUGAUCGUUGUUAUGAUACUUGUGGUAAUACUAAACAGGACUGCGAUGAAGUGUUUCAGCAUUGCUUGUCCACAAUCUGCAGAAAUGUACAGAAAACAUUAGGAAUGGAUUCAACUGUACAAGCUUGUGAUCAUGCUGUAGAAUUGCUUUUCAAUGCAGUUAUGCAUUUGGGAUGUAAACCCUACCUGGAGAGCCAGCGGGCCUCAUGCAAGUGCGCAUAUGAGGAAAAAAUUGACCUCUGAUGUGAAGAUUAAGAAAAACAAAUCUUUUAUAGAAGAAGUGCCUUUCCCUAUGGAGCUGAAAAUUUCUAGUUUUCUCAAGGGACUUUUAAUUAUGGAGUAAUGCAUAACAUGUAUAAAAUUCUCUAACAGAUUCUGUUUCGAAGAUUUUCAUAUGAUUUUCUAUGUUCUUCUAACUAUUUACAUAAAUUGAGAUGUGAAUUAUUGCA
Messenger RNA from Carcharodon carcharias (great white shark), 1093 nucleotides. It is a transcript of the gene pla2g12a, whose product is annotated as phospholipase A2, group XIIA. The transcript has 6 exons. Gene Ontology annotation, cellular component: extracellular region. Gene Ontology annotation, molecular function: calcium ion binding; A2-type glycerophospholipase activity. The record is from RefSeq and is a predicted model, not a curated record. The coding region runs from base 327 to 887 and encodes 186 amino acids. NCBI's taxonomy places the organism in Eukaryota, Metazoa, Chordata, Chondrichthyes, Lamniformes, Lamnidae. Gene Ontology annotation, biological process: arachidonate secretion; lipid catabolic process; phospholipid metabolic process.